Messenger RNA from Coturnix japonica (Japanese quail), 1646 nucleotides. It is a transcript of the gene RAD51, whose product is annotated as RAD51 recombinase. The record is from RefSeq and is a predicted model, not a curated record. Gene Ontology annotation, molecular function: DNA strand exchange activity; ATP-dependent DNA damage sensor activity; ATP hydrolysis activity. Gene Ontology annotation, biological process: mitotic recombination-dependent replication fork processing; chromosome organization involved in meiotic cell cycle; mitotic recombination. Lineage: Eukaryota; Metazoa; Chordata; Aves; Galliformes; Phasianidae. Gene Ontology annotation, cellular component: condensed nuclear chromosome.
GCAGUGGCGGGCUCCUCCAAAGCGGUGUUGGCUGUGAGCGGUAAUGGCGGCGGGGUGCGGCGGGCGGCUGCGGGCCUGUGGAGGAGCGGCGGUUGAGGAGAGCCCGUGAAGAGACGUUUGAAUUAUAAUAAGGCCCGGUGAAGGUGAGGGCGGCUGCAGCCAUGGCCAUGCAGGUGCAGUUCGAGGCGAGCGCGGACACAUCUGCAGAAGAGGAGAGCUUUGGCCCAGAGCCCAUAUCUAGGCUAGAGCAAUGUGGUAUAAAUGCAAAUGAUGUGAAGAAAUUAGAAGAAGCUGGAUAUCACACUGUUGAAUCUGUUGCACAUGCACCCAAGAAGGAGCUGUUAAAUAUAAAAGGCAUCAGUGAAGCCAAAGCUGAUAAAAUCUUGGCUGAAGCAGCUAAACUGGUUCCGAUGGGUUUUACCACAGCGACGGAAUUCCAUCAGCGGAGGUCUGAAAUCAUCCAGAUCACCACUGGGUCCAAAGAACUUGAUAAACUUCUUCAGGGAGGAAUAGAAACAGGGUCCAUAACUGAAUUAUUUGGGGAGUUUCGUACUGGAAAAACACAGCUGUGCCAUACUUUGGCAGUAACCUGUCAACUUCCCAUUGACCGAGGAGGUGGGGAAGGAAAAGCCAUGUACAUCGACACUGAAGGCACCUUCCGUCCAGAACGUCUUCUUGCUGUGGCUGAAAGGUAUGGCUUGUCUGGCAGUGAUGUCCUGGAUAACGUGGCAUAUGCUCGAGGCUUUAACACAGAUCACCAGACCCAGCUCCUCUAUCAGGCAUCUGCCAUGAUGGCUGAAUCAAGGUAUGCGCUGCUGAUAGUGGACAGUGCAACAGCUCUGUAUCGGACAGAUUACUCUGGGAGAGGUGAGCUGUCAGCAAGGCAGAUGCAUCUGGCCAGAUUCCUGCGUAUGCUUCUCCGACUUGCAGAUGAGUUUGGUGUGGCUGUUGUGAUCACUAACCAAGUGGUGGCCCAGGUAGAUGGAGCAGCCAUGUUUGCAGCAGAUCCCAAGAAACCUAUUGGAGGAAAUAUCAUAGCCCAUGCUUCCACCACGAGGCUCUAUCUACGAAAAGGCCGAGGUGAAACCAGAAUAUGUAAAAUUUAUGACUCUCCUUGCCUUCCUGAGGCUGAAGCAAUGUUUGCUAUUAAUGCUGAUGGAGUGGGGGAUGCAAAAGAGUGAAGACUUCAUUUCGUUCCUCAUAUAAACUGAGACUGGGUGGCCAGAAAGGGCUUGUGUGGCUGAAGCUUUCCCAAUGCAGCUGCUGUUCAAAUGCUGGCCGAGGAUUCUGUUGUAUUUCAGCAUACAUGUCCAUCAGGUGAAUCCAAUUUGAGACACGUCUGCAGGCAUUGCUUGGAAGAGAUUGUUCCUCCUGGGCUUUAGUCACGUGUUAAGUUAAUGUGGUUUCUUGAGCAUAUUUUCAAAGGACCACGUGCUUGAAGUUCUCCUCACAGCUGUUGCUCCUGUUGAAUUCUACAGGUGGACGUAGCACAGUGAUCCAAAAAUGUGUGGCAAUAGUUUGUAGUAAGUCAGGUAAGAAAAGCGGUGGCUUGAGAACGUAACGGGUUGCCUUAAUAAUUAAUUACAAAAUAAAGCAGAAUAGCAUUCCACAAAAAGAAUGUGUGAAUGUGGCUGUGAUUGAGGUUA